GUCAUCAGCAGCUGUGACGUCUUAUUUACGCGUCGGUGUUUUAGUUCAAGUCGGCGCACAGCACUGUUUGUGCUGUUACUGCAGUUGUCUGUAGCGGUUACCAUCAUGGUGGUGUUUCCAAGUUCACUGACGGAGGAAGAGGAGGCCCUGCAAAAGAAAUAUGCUAAACUAAAGAAAAAGAAAAAGGCGCUGCUUGCCUUGAAGAAGCAGAGCUCAACCAAUCAGACAAGCCAGAGUGGCUUGAAACGGACAUUGUCGGACCAGCCUGUCGUUGACACUGCAACAGCGACAGAGCAAGCAAAGAUGCUCAUCAAGUCGGGUGCCAUCAGCGCCAUCAAAUCAGAGAACAAGAACUCGGGCUUUAAACGCUCUCGAAUGCUGGAGAUUAAACUCAAGGACCCUGAGAAAGGCCCAGUUCCUGCUUUCUUACCGUUCCAAAGGAGCGUCUCUACAGAUGAAGAACAACCUGAGUCAGGGAAGAGAGCCCAGAGGAAAUCUCUGUACGAGAGCUUUGUUAGUUCAAGCGACCGAUACCGGGACGAGGAUGACGGAGGCGGCAUGUCAUCCAGCCGCGACAUGGACAGAGAGCGGGACCGCGACCGUGACCGAGAGCUGGACAGGGAACGGGACAGGGAUAGAGAUAGAGACCGGGACAGGGACAGAGACAGAGACAGAGGCAGGGACAGAGACAGAGAACGGGACCGAGAAAGAGACAGAGACCGGAGCAGAGACAGGGAUCGAGACCGAGACAGGGACCGGGACCGAGAGAGAGAUGGACCGUUUAGACGGUCAGACUCGUACCCAGAGCGGAGAGGAGUGCGAAAGGGGAAUACAGUGUACGUUUACGGCUCUGGGCUUGUCGAGGACAGCCUGCGCUCUGCCUUCUCUCAACAUGGAAACAUCAUCGACCUCUCCAUGGACAACCCACGCAAUUGUGCAUUUAUCACGUUUGAGAAGAUGGAGUCUGCGGACCAGGCUGUAGCUGAGUUGAAUGGGAGCACGGUGGGAGAUGUUCACAUCAAAGUCAGCAUCGCCAGGAAGCAGCCCAUGCUGGAUGCUGCCACCGGCAAAUCUGUGUGGGCUUCACUGGCUGUGCAGAACAGCACCAAAGGCUCCUACAGGGACAAGAGGAACCAAGUCGUAUACAGUGAAGAUUUCCUUUGAGUGGGGGGGGAGUUUUUUGUAUUUUGUCAUAGAGCUUUUUGUGUUUUUGUUUUAAUGAACUGUUGCCCAGCUGCUUAAGGUUUCUGUGUUGCAGGAUAAAUACAAAUCUUCUGUUGUCUUUUGGAUAACAGAUCACUGUAGUUCACAUGAUGGGUAUGUGACGCUGUGUGUGGCAGCUUUGCUCAUGAAAGAGAUUCUGUUUUAAUAAAUAGUAUCCAUACAUUGUUA
Xiphias gladius (swordfish) is the source of this 1392-nucleotide messenger RNA. It is a transcript of the gene nelfe, whose product is annotated as negative elongation factor complex member E. The coding region runs from base 106 to 1164 and encodes 352 amino acids. Gene Ontology annotation, molecular function: RNA binding. Lineage: Eukaryota; Metazoa; Chordata; Actinopteri; Istiophoriformes; Xiphiidae. Gene Ontology annotation, biological process: negative regulation of transcription elongation by RNA polymerase II. Gene Ontology annotation, cellular component: NELF complex. The record is from RefSeq and is a predicted model, not a curated record. The transcript is spliced from 11 exons.